AGCACAGUUUAACCAACUAACAACUCCAACACCCACUCCAUAAUGAUAUAUUUCUUUCUCUCUCUUUCUCUGAUACCAAACUUGGGUUUGGGUCGAGCGUACAUUUCAUCACAUAAAUCAUUCUAGCUUAUUCCGAAAGCCAACUGGGUUCGAUAUAACUUAUACCCAUUUUUCUGGUUUCCAUGCUAUCUCUUAAGAUCAACAGAGAUAAUAUUAGUACUGUAUCUCAGCUAGCUAGCUAGCUUUGUAGUAGCUCCGUACGCGCGUUUUCUUGCUGUUUUAUUGUUUUGGUACUUCUAUGAAUUAGCUGGGAUGAGAGAUCGUGCAGAAAGAUUUGCAGUUCUUCCUUUCUCAGUUGGCUGCACUUCAGAGUCCAGCGUUGCUCUAGGCGCCCCAGCUAAACAAAAGAAACCAAAACCAGAAUCAAACCAGCCUCCUCUAAUGAGAAGAGAAGAAGGAGAAGAUCAAGAAAGGCCAUCCAGAUCAAAAAUGAAGAAUUCUUUUGGUUUUCUGGCUCUACCAAAGCCGAACAUUGCUGGUGGGAUACAGCGAGUGUUCAGAAGCAUCAAAAGUUUUUCUCAUUUCUUUGUUUACAAAGAAGAGAUGGAAGAGGAGAUGGAGAUUGGAUAUCCAACAGACGUAAAACAUGUCACACACAUAGGGUUGGAUGGGUCAACGACAACAAACCCAGCAAAGGGUUGGGAAAAUCUGACAGCUCCUGAAAUAAUUUCUUUCCCUUCAAUUUCUUUGAGGCAGUUCGAGCUCGCCAUGGCAGCACAGGCUGAUCACGAUCCUGAUGAUCUCGUUAAUCAUGUUGCUCCUAAUUGAUCAAAGUUUAGUUAAAAUGAUUGAUUAAUUUGACUGCAAGAAAAAAGGUAUCAAGAUGAUGAUCAUGAUGAUUAGGUACUGAGUGGUGGAGACAAGUCUUUAUAAUAUUGGAUUGAAAACUUAUAUUGGCGAUGACCAUAUAUAUUGCAUGUGUGCUAGCUAGCUUUGUAUACGUACAGUCUGAAAAAAUCACAUCCAAAACAACGUUUUCGGUUUUUGACGUUGUUCACUUUCUUUCCUGCAAACAGCUAGGUGCUGAUCAUGACAAGAGUGCUAUUGCAUCUUCUGUAGAGAUCUUGCAAACCCUGAUUCAAACUUCUUUACAAAUGUGCUAUAUAUAUAUAUAUAUAUAUAUAUGGAUGAUUUACUUGAAUCAUAUACACACGUAUGGUGUGUGUUUGUGUGUUGUUUUUCCCUUUAACAGCUGGGAGAUAUUAAAAAAUCUUGUCCUUUGCUCUCUGAUCUGUCUCUACUUCUGUCUCUGUCUCUCUCUCUCUGUGUAGUAGUUGUCAAAAUCCAAAUACAUGUGAGCCAAUGCAUAAGGACACACUGACAGACACUGAGCCAAGAAGUGUA
This is a messenger RNA of Juglans regia (Persian walnut), 1404 nucleotides long. Its product is annotated as CRIB domain-containing protein RIC4-like. The coding region runs from base 313 to 828 and encodes 171 amino acids. NCBI's taxonomy places the organism in Eukaryota, Viridiplantae, Streptophyta, Magnoliopsida, Fagales, Juglandaceae. The transcript has 3 exons. The record is from RefSeq and is a predicted model, not a curated record.